This is a messenger RNA of Strongylocentrotus purpuratus (purple sea urchin), 6997 nucleotides long. RefSeq lists its product as uncharacterized. The coding region runs from base 686 to 4000 and encodes 1104 amino acids. The transcript is spliced from 14 exons. The record is from RefSeq and is a predicted model, not a curated record. Lineage: Eukaryota; Metazoa; Echinodermata; Echinoidea; Camarodonta; Strongylocentrotidae.
GCGGGGACGUGGUUGCAUUCACUCGUCUCGAGCUUUAAUUUAUUGUAGGCCCUAGAAGCUCCCGUCCAGCAUUGUAGGUCUAGCUAGAUAAGUUAUUUUCUCAUGGUUAGGACACAAGUGAUAAUAAUACGGCCUCAAAAUUAAUGACCAUGUCAUAAUAAUUAUGCCCGCUCGUUUUAGGAACUGCAGUCGCAGAGCUUUGCGUUGUGUCUUCUCGAUCUUGAUCUCAUGUUGAAAUAAAAAUUCCGUGCACAAAUACAACAACACCCAAGAGCCAAUCUUCACGGUACCCAAUCUUCACGCGAGCUCGCUAGCUUCACGUAACGUAGUAAACAAGUUGUGCAGUGAAUCGAGACCCUGCAUGUCGAGCAGCACGGUGGUAUAGGCCUACGUAUUAGCACUCGUCCAGCUCGAGUUCCGCCCAACAGCCAGGCCCAGGGGUGGCCCGUCGAUCGUAUGUAGCUGCUGUCCGUUCCGUACGUUCUCGAUGCAUAGCCGAUGCGAUGUCAGACGAGUUUUGUUGUUUGUUAUGGACUCAUUUUGCCUCUAACUAACUUAGAAGUCGAAAAUUAAGAGCUUCACAGGCAAGGACAAAGGUAAGACUUCCUGGUGUACCUGGUUAUUUCGAGAACUCAUCUUUGACAAUCUACAUAUUGGAACUGGUUAUAGGUAGCAUGACUUAGACAUGGAGGACACCGCCAUUUCUAAUUGCAACUUUGAUAAUGACAGCCCACUCUAUGUGGGUCAAGGUCCAAUGACAGCUGAACUAGAUGAUGAGGAUGUCGGGUCUUCUACGGCCGUAGACGCUCAAGUUCUAAGUGAAGACGAUGAUGGAUGUAAUAUGCAAGAACACAGUGAAUUUGGACAAGAUGGGGAGCCAGAAGCAUCAUGUCCCAACACAAAUUUAGUUAGCAGUGAGAACCAGUCGGGUGACCAUCCGUCUGUAGAUCCUCAUCAGAAUAUGGAAAGCUGCCAGGCUUUUAAAGAUGAUUUUCCUGACACUGGGAACGCUGAUUCAUUAGAUUGGACCAGAGAUUCUGGUUGUACCAAGGUGGAUGAGUAUUCUGAUGAUGAUGAUGAUGAAAUUCGGGUUGGACAUGAAGGGGAAAAUACUGAAUCGUCUCUGAGAAAUAAAGCCUUAAAAUGUCAGUCAACUGGAGACUGUGAACUCAGUUCGUUAGUAGACAGUAGCAAAGUAGAAUGCAGUUCACCAGGGACAGCAGAAGCAAGAAAUGUGGACAACAGAUCUUCAACAGCAAAAGUAACGCAGUCUAAACAUUUGUCAAGGUGUGAAACAUUGUCUGGUGAUGAUUUGUGCAGAACAUGUGACGAGGAUGCAAUUAAACACAAUAAAUUGGAAGAUUUAUCAUUCUUAGAUAUUAGAAACUGUGAGACUCCGAACGGCCAAGAACACCAGAGACCAUCUGAAUCAGAGCUCCCAACAACUAGUAAUUUUUCUAAAGAUGAAACAGGAGAGAGCCAAACAAAUGAUACAGUAAAACUAUGUCCUGCUAUUGAAUCAUACUCACUUAGAACCAGAAAAAGAAGGUCCAGCUUCCAGGAAGCCAGUCCUAAAUCUAAGCCUAAAACACCUUCAAAGAAGUCAGCGAUUGCAUGUUCCAAAGAUCCAAAGAUAACAUGUAAGGAAGGACGAAAGGGCAAAGAAGAAAUAACUCCGGCUGUUCCAAGGCGAACUUCACCAAGAAAAAGGAACAGAAUCGAUCAUGAUCUAGGUGAGGACCAACCGAAGAGCAACACUAUUUUCUCAGUUUGUGAUGAGAAUCUUAACAGCAAGAUGGUAGAUGAAAAAGUAAGGAAAGAUUCCCUACAGGGAAAGGAAAGGAGGUCAGUGUUAAAGAUUGAAAGUUGCUGCAUUAAGAGCUUGGAUAAGAAUUCUGUUUUAGACGUGGAUGAUGAUGAUGAUGAUUGUGAAACUGUUAGUAGUCAGAUAUUUACCGGUGCUCCUAUGUUUUCUGGGUCCAAGACUGGGUCUAAGACCAGGAAACAAAGCCUCAGAGGCAAGGGAUCUGCUUCUUGUCAGACUUUGGAGGAUGCCUCAGGAGCAGGAGAAGGAAUGCAGCUGAAUGUUAAGGACGCUCUGAAGGAGAGAGUUGAGUCAACAAUCCCAGAACCAGACCUAGAUCACGAGGGAGAGAAGCGGAUUAGUAAUGAAGAUCAAACCAGCAAUUCUAAUCUGAAACAAGCGUGUGUUGAAGAAACCUCUCCUUGUCAUGAUGUUCUUAAAAUAUCUAACAGACAGAGAAGAAGCCAGGAACAAAGUGAAAUAACUGUAAUAAGCAAUGAGCAUAUGGAUACUGAUCAUCAAAAAGAAGAGAAGACAUUGAAAAGAACACAGAAGGGAAGUAAGAUAUGUGAACAAUCAAAAAAGCUGAAGUGUUUAGGGAAUAAGAUUGAUGUGAUGGAUGAUCAGAACAACCCGUCUUCCAAUGCCCCGGUAGAAAUUCCUCUGCAAACAGUACAUGAAGUGAGGAAUGGUGGUUCUUGCACGGCAAACAAAGAAGCACCUGAAAACAUUGAAAAUAUUGAUGGACCAACACCCCCGGAGAAGAGAACCAUUCGCAAAGCUAGGAGGGGUAGACCCAGAGCGAGAAAAUCUGCAAGUGCCCUUAUUGAUAUCCUGACUGCAGCAUCUGCAUCGGCUUUGAAGAGAGUCUCUGAUUCUGCUGCUUCACAACCAUCCUCCAAGGAGAAUCAAGAGUCCAUUCAGACGGAUCAGACGGUGGCUUCUAAGAAGAAGCGAGCAUCCUCCAGGAAGGGCAGGGUGCCCAAGGCUCGACAGUCAAGGAAAAGGAAGAUCCCAGGUGGUUCUCCGGGAGGUGAUAAGUCUUUGAAGUCUGGAAAAUCGUCAUCAUGCGGCAGGCAAGCAGAUGAACCAAGCAAUCUGACUGCAGACUCAAGCCCAGGACAGAAUGCAGCCAUGUUAAGACUUGAAUGUGUAUCUCAUGAUGAGGGUAGUGGAGAUGAUGAUGACGAGUUGAUGAAUCCUGUUCUUACACCAGACUCUAAAACUAAAGAUCUUCCACCUGCCUUCAAUGUUGGUGAAGUAGUAUGGGCACAAGAUUCCAAAGACAAAUCAAGAUGGCCUGCCGUUGUGAUUGAAGUGGCUGGAGAGAACGUGUCCAGGCGGGUUUACAACGUCUUCAAAACGAAUCAAACGAAAGAACAGUACUUUCAAGUAAAAUCUUCCAGAUAUCUGAAGCAAUAUAACUGCAGAGAGAAGGAAACUUAUCUGGAGAAGGGGAAACAUGUGACUGAAUUCAACACGGCUGUCGAGAGAGCAAAUGACUUCAUCAUGAAAAACGGUCUUGGUAAAGUGAACUCUUAUGAAGACUUCUUCAAACCAAAUGAUGCCUACUUUGACUCUCCGCCUCCGUCCCCUCACUCUACAUCCCCUCCGUCUCCACCCCUCGUCGUAGGUUAUAGUAGCCCAGAAUACCCCUCUCAUGGUCCAAAGAUCAACCAGCCUGUUAUCGAUGACGACGACGACGAGGAUGAGGAUGAGGAGGAGGAUGAAAGCCUGAAUGAUAGUCGGAGUAGUGUCAAGAACAGCUGCAAUGGAAACUCCAAAGAAAUCACAAGACUGAAAAGAAAAUGGCAACGCAAAGAGAAACGUCUCCUUGAGCAUAUGAGAAGUGAACAGACGAAGGAAUACCUGUUUGGGAUCCAACAUGGCACGGUGGCUAGCGUCAGACACCAGUGGUUUCUCUCCAGCAAUGCAAACGACAAAGGAAGACUCAAAUGGGGAUCCUGUGGCGCCCUCAUCAGUGAAAACAAGCGAAUGGCUAUCAUGGACUAUUUGAAGAAUCUUUUGACCAGUGACGAAUCUCCCUUGUCUAGUACACGGUACAUGAUGGAUGUCGCUCUACCUGAGGCUCUCAACUUUGCCUACCAGAAGGUCUGCAGGGUUAGUAAAGAUGAAGCAGAGAGGGUCAUUCCCAUGGAUGGUCAGCAGGUCAUCAGAGAUCUAGACAUAGGAUGACUCCUACACAGCAGUGACCAGUCAAUAGGUCGUCAAAGAUUCAGACAUAGGAUGACCCCUACACAGCAGUGACCAGUCAACAGGUCAUCAGAGAUCUAGACAUAGGAUGACCCCUAUACAGCAGUGACCAGUCAAUAGGUCAUCAGAGAUUUAGACAUGAAUAAUACUCUACUGCACUUAAUACCCAGACUGUAGAUGGGCUGCCAUUAUAAGGCACUAAAGCAUUCAAGGAAUGUCUUCCUACUGGGUACCCAUUUACUUCACCUGGAUGGAGAGCGGCAAAUGUAGAUUAAUGUCUUGCCAAGGGACAUUGGUGCGACGGGGGGACUCUGGGAACCAUGUGAUCCACAGUCCGGUGAUGUAUCCACUAUACUGCGGCACCUCUACAUGAGAACAUUUGGGCGAUGGUUUAUGAAUGGAGCUAUUGCUCAUCCUCCUUGCUCAAAGUUAUGAAUCAUAAGAAGUCACAGAAGAUGAUAAUACGUACAAUGGCUCAAUCGAUAGAGACAUAGUCUUGAAACCUGGGACCGGUAUUCAAGUCGAUACCGGCAGAAAUGUAAGUAUUGUACUUGAUGUGUAAUAUAGACAACAACUUAUCUAUUAACAUCAGUGUACAGUUGAAGUUUUUGCUGAUAUUCUACCCUAAAAUUAUGAAAGCCAGCGGAAAAACUUAAGCUAAUUAUUUAGAAGCCAUAAACUUCAGGUAAUUAUUUAGAAGCCAUGAUUGGCUAACAGAGGUCUUCCAGCUGCACCUAAGCACACCAUGUAAGUGCGUAUUUACCAUCACACGUUUUAAUGACCGUAGUUUUGGAAGAUUUCUUAAUGUUAGAACGGUCUCAUUAAAUAUUGUAGCUCUAAGUCGGUGUACACAUGUAUAAUUCUUGUAUGGGAUCUAAAUAAGACUUGAGCCAUGUACGUAUCCAGGCUGAAUGCUGGGUAAAAUGUUUAACUAAUCCAAAUACUUGGCAGCCAAAGAGAUUUCAGCCAUGAAACAAAGCCAUUUUACUUGUGUCCUGUGGUGAUAAAUCAAUUACCACUCACUCAGUCCCACAUCAAUUAUUAUAUGUAUUGCUGUAUGUUUGCUGCUUAUGUUCAGGUGAUAUCAGUGAUAAGUUAAAUGGUUGACACUACAUGUUGGAUUGAAGACUUGAUGCACUCGUAUAGGGAAAAUAAGAAAGUGAUGAAAUGAUAUUUGAUAUCGAAGCAAAGAGCAUUGCUGGUACACAUUUAAGUAGUUAUCAUGAACUUACAUGUAUGUGAUUAUGGGAUUAGAUACAAACAUCAUGUUAUUUAUUUUCUUGUUAUUUUGUUUUUCCAAUUCUUCUUUGAUUUUAUCACAUGCAAUUUAUCCAUUUUACUUUAUAUGUACAUGUAUAUAUUGCAUUCAAAUCAGAUGAUUUCCAGUAUUUUCUAAUAUAGUUGGUGUAGAUUUCUUUUAAAUAUCAAAAAGUCGAAAGAAUAAAAUGUAAUUGCCUUUUUCUACUUAUUUACACCAGUGCAAGCCUUGCCUUAUCAUGUUUUCUGUUCUAUUGUUCAAUGUUUAUUUCAGAUAAUAUAUAUAUUUUCCAAAGAGGGUGAAAACAGGUGUAUAUGUUUACUCAAUGAUCUUAAUCAAUUCUGUAAAUCAACUUUUAUUGUACGUUUUACCAUUUAUGAAACGAUGAUGCAAAUUCAUUAGAGGCAAUAUAGAACAAGAGAAAACAGAAAACAGACGUCAACUGAAAUCAAUGUCCACAAAUAUUAAUAAUGAUAAUAAUAAAAACAGUGCUUAUAAAGCGCUUACCACCGAAGUCUCUAAGUGCUAUAACAAACAGAAUACAAUGAUUAACAAUUACUUAUUAAACAAAACAACAGUUACAUAUUUCCUUAUGUGUGAAAUCACAGACAUUCAUGGAAAAAUAAGGCACUACAAAUAUCUUGGAAGUUAAUACUUAAUAGUGUCAAUAGUAUAGAGGGAAUUUCAAGAGACUCUUUAAAUUUUGGUGUCUUGUCAAUCUUCUCAGGUCAAAAAGUACCUGAGCAAGAUAUCUUUUAUUUGAUUUUGAAUGAAUUUAGGUUUAAACGUGAUAAAUAAUUGAGGGAUAUUAGGUACUGAGGCAGUGCCAUUGUGAAUUGACCUAUCUGAUGGCUAACUGCUCGGCCAUGUAUUUGGUCAAAUUUGGAGAAAAAAUAACUGUUGAAUGAUGAUCAUACAUGCACCUCACAAAGUAGAUUAACUGUAGUCAUUAAUCAGUUAGAUAUAUGAUACAAGCAGGCACCUUAGAAAUUUGAAAACAUCGAGAGAAUUUGUUGUUGUUGAAUAUUUGCAACUUGAACAAUUCUUGUGUAAUUGAAGCAUAGUAAUUUGUGUAUUAUGGGACUGUUGGUGUUUAUCUGACACGUAAAAUGUACAUUCCAAAUAAGAGAAUGAUUUACUUAUUCUCUGCAAGUGUAAGAAUUGUAUCACAGUGUUUUGAUCAUAUAUACAAACAUAGUUAUUUUCUUUUGAUAGCAUUUUUUUUCCUUUGAUCUGCAAUACCUGAAAAGUUUAAGGUUUCAGAGCAUACUUUGGAAGCUAUUAGCAUGAAGUAUGUUCCAUCGGUAUCUACUGCUGCAAUAAAUAAAAAGUUAUUGAUAUUAGUUAUUGUGUUCUCUGACAGCAUUGUAAUGUUCAGAAGUACAGAGCGUUCCUUUACUGUUUAAGGAUAAAUUGUUGUAAGGUGUUUUCUUCUUCAUAUAAACUGUAUGGUGAAAUUGAGAUGACAUUAAUUCAAUCCUUCUGGCAACAAAUUUAAUUUAAAAAUGUAUAAUUUGUAUGCAUUGUGCUACCAAAUCUUUCGGUUUAGAGCCUGUAGUUAACAGUAAAAUUACUAAUUUGAUAAUGAAUUUAAUUAUAAGGGCUGCACUAGGAAUAUUAGAAGUUUCUACAACACUAUAUAUAUUCAUGAAUUUGUAAACCCUGAUGGUUUUUUGAAAGAUUUCUAUGAAUAAAUAAUUCACACUUUUGUAAAAUUCAAA